CAGAAAGCUGAAGUUUCGUGGUGAUCGGCUAACUUGCAAUAAAAUGCAUCUAACACUGCGGGGCGUAUUUCUUGCGCAAGCGUUGUUCUUAGCACUCUCAUUUCAUGGGACACAUGCAUACAUCACAAAGGAUGAGCAAGAAAUGCUGGACUGGAUCAGUCAAGAAGGUGGAGAGUUCAAGGUCACGAUUUCUCGCACUUCCGCUGGCGUAAGAGGCGUCUUCACGACGCAAGAUGUUCGGAAAGGAGAAUUAUUGAUAUACAUUCCAGAUCACCUCGUAUUUUCCGUUAGGAAUGUUCCCGCCGCGGAAGGCGCACCCUUGCUGUUAAAGGAGCUCUUCACCCCUUGCUCGAGGCUUACUCCAUACCUGCGGGUCCUGCCGCGUGAAACCCAGGUUCUGACGGGGUAUAAUUUUCCUGAGGAGUACAUCAAGUUCCUUGCGGACGACAACCUGGAGCUCCAAGUACGAGGUUCCUUCAAGAAGCACUGCCGCAGCACCUUCGAGGGUCAGAACGAUGAAAACAUGAUGACGACAAUCCCGGAGGCCAUUGGCAGUGUCAACAUCAGCUUGCCGUACUUCGAGUAUGUGGUGUCCAUGCUGAGCUCCCGGACGUUCAGUUUGCGCAGGGAUGCGCUGUCCAUGGUUCCCCUGCUUGAUCUAAUGAAUCAUGACAUCCGCGACAUCAACCAGUUGGACAGCAGCCGGGCCUACCGGGGGGUCAGGGUGGUUGCCGGCAAGGACCUAGCCAAGGGCGAGGAGGUGACCAUUACGUACGGCAACAUGCGUUCCGAUGAGCUGUUGCUGUACUACGGCUUCCUGGACACCAUUACCGACCCGCCCCGGCUUCUGGCAGUGGACCACCGCAACUACAAUCCGCAGGACGGGGCGGAGCUGCCGGACGUGCCGUUGACAGGUCCGGAAGAGGAGGUCCGGGCGGAAAUUUUGCGGCUGAAGGACAUCUUGUCCCAGUUCGAGAGCCGGCUACAGGCCCUGGGCCCUAUCCCGAACACGAAUCCGUAUGUGGCAGAUCUGCUGCAAGGGCUGCACGAGCAGCGCCGCCGGGCGGUCCGCCACGAGCUGGCCCGGUUGCAAGGCCUGCUGGCGGCACAUGGGGGAGAUCUAUAA
Molecule: messenger RNA, 1126 nt
Organism: Volvox carteri f. nagariensis
Lineage: Eukaryota; Viridiplantae; Chlorophyta; Chlorophyceae; Chlamydomonadales; Volvocaceae
Exons: 11
Coding region: 44-1126 (360 amino acids)
Biological process (GO): peptidyl-lysine monomethylation
Molecular function (GO): protein binding; protein-lysine N-methyltransferase activity
Source: RefSeq, a predicted model, not a curated record